AUGGCUUACUAUUAUAAGUCAUUUAAUGACAAAAUCAGCAGCAGCAGCAGAAUCAGCUACGACAGCAGUACCAGCAACAGCCUGGGUCCCAAUUUGAAACUUAGACUUUGUCAUCACCAUAAAGUUGGUGGAUCCGCCACCAAAGAGCUAUUAUUUAGAUUUAACAAAACUUAUAAUGGCCCCAGAAGUUGUAGUUGUUGUUGUUUAGGCAAAAGAAAUGUAAUAAAAUCUCAAAAUGUGACAAAAUCAACAACGACGGCAAUAGCAGAUGAAUUGAGUUUAAAAAGUCAACGAAAAAUAGCAGUGAAGGAAACAAGGACAACAGCAACAACAAUAAAUAACAAUAAAGAGUGUUUGCCACAAAGCCAAACAAUAGUGCCAACCAUAACAAAAGCAGCUUCAUCUUUGCCAUCAUCGUCAUUAUUCACACCAUCGUCAGUGACGACAACGUUAACAACACCUACAUCAAUAUACUCAAGGACCCAGUCAUCAUUGUCGCCAUCAACACCCUCAACAUUGGCAUCCUUGUCUUCCCGAACAAGAGCAAAUUUAAGUUGUACAUGUGAUUCAACUAAUGCCUGCUACAAAAACAACAAUACUACCAGGAACAACAGCAGCAACAGUAUCAUCGACACCUAUAUCAACAAUUCCUCUUCUGACUGUGUGUCGUCGUCCUCAUCGACACCAUUGUCAUCAUCGUUAGCUAUUUGCAGUUCCACAAGCUUUAGCAAUAUUCUCAAACUCGGAGAAUGGUGUAGAGGUGGCACGACCACAAGCCAAAGCAACAGUCGAAGCCGAAGCAGCAUCAGUUGUCGCAGCACCAGCACCAAUAACAACAAAUUUCAGUUUACAUCGACACGUUUCAUUAUCUUCGUUUUAUAUUUGGUGUUAACGAGCUGUGUUGGCGUUAGCUUGCAAUUAAAAAAUG
Molecule: messenger RNA, 928 nt
Organism: Musca vetustissima
Lineage: Eukaryota; Metazoa; Arthropoda; Insecta; Diptera; Muscidae
Exons: 1
Source: RefSeq, a predicted model, not a curated record